CAUUUUCGAACGACAAAUGACAAGGAUCCUACUGCCACACAUAUCCACACAAUUUCUUUUUCAUCGACAGUAAAAUAAAAUAAAAUAUUAUAUUCAAGAUGAAAUUCGCCGUCGCCGCCGCCCUUCUUACCGCCAGUGCUUCGGCAUUCACCACCAUGACCCCUCGCUUCGGAGGAAACGCUGUUGCGUCUAUCCCCGCUUCGACCGCCAUGGCCCCUCUCCUCACCGGAUCGUAAGUAGUCAUUUUGAUCUAAGACGUUGGGUUCUAAUUUUCGCGGUUCUUUGGAAUCAACAUGUGAAGCGUUCUUGAUCAUUCUAACGCAGAAUCCUUUGUCACGAACACAAUGCGACGACAAAUGAAAACGAAAAAAAAAAACCACCGAAUUAUCGGACAAAAAAAAUGAAAAAUUUGGAUCUUGUCGAAAUACGAUCUUGAUAAAUACAAACAAUUUCAAUACAGUGCUUUGCAGAUGGCCAAGCAAGUCCCCCACGGAGGAGGUGAAUUGGUUGACUUGAUGGUCAAAUCCGACGAAGAAAAGGAAGCCGCCAUCGCCAAGGCCACCGUCACCCUCCAAGCCACCGAGCGUCAGUUGUGCGAUGUCGAGCUCAUCAUGAACGGAGGAUUCUCCCCCAUCACCGGAUUCAUGGACGAAGCUACCUACGACUCCGUUGUCGAGAACAUGGCCCUUCCCGAYGGAACCAUUUUCGGACUCCCUGUCGUUUUCGACACCGAUGACGAAGACCUCCAGCCUGGAACCACCAUCCUUCUCAAGCAAGGAGAUUUGGCCAUUGCCACCAUCGAAUUCACCGACAAGUUCACCCCUAACAAGGUCAAGGAGACCAAGGAGUGCUACGGAACCUCCGARUUGGAGCACCCCGGAACUCUCAUGGUUGCCACCGAGCGUGGAAAGUWCUACAUGGGAGGAAAGGUCACCGGAUUGAAYWCUCCCGUCCGUGAUUUCCCUUGCAAGACCCCCGCCGAGGUCCGUGCCGAGCUCCCCGAUGACAAGGACGUCGUCGCCUUCCAGUGCCGAAACCCCGUCCACAGAGCCCACUACGAGCUCUUCACCCGUGCCCUCGACGAUCCUUUGAUCGGAGAAGACGGCAUCGUCCUUGUCCACCCUACCUGCGGACCUACCCAGGCCGACGACAUCCCGGGAGUCGUCCGAUACAAGACCUACGARGUCCUCAAGGAGGAAACCAAGAACGACCGUGUGUUCUGGGAAUACCUUCCUUACUCCAUGCACAUGGCUGGACCCCGUGAGGCCAUCCAGCACAUGAUGAUCCGAAAGAACUUCGGAUGCACCCACUUCAUCAUCGGACGUGACAUGGCCGGAUCCAAGUCCUCCAUCACCGGAGAAGAUUACUACGGUGCCUACGAUGCCCAGGACAUUGCCGCCGCCAACGCCGAGAAGCUCGGAGUCACACCCGUUCCUUCCCUCAACCUUGUCUACACCGAAGAGGAGGGCUACGUCACCGCCGACGAGGCCAAGGAGAAGGACCUCAGCCUCAAGAAGUUGUCCGGAACCAAGUUCCGACAAAUGCUCCGAGGAGGAGAAGACAUCCCCGAAUGGUUCGCCUUCAAGUCCGUCGUCGAGGUCCUUCGCGAAAACCAAUAAACGACAAAUCCAUGGGAAUGAAUGCUACUUUUUGUACGCCUAGCUUCUAGUCCGCAUAAAAACUAGUCUUGUAU
Pseudo-nitzschia multistriata is the source of this 1693-nucleotide messenger RNA. The record is from the annotation of a GenBank genome assembly. Lineage: Eukaryota; Bacillariophyta; Bacillariophyceae; Bacillariales; Bacillariaceae.